AUGAGUCUGGGUAUUGUGUCUAAAUUGCUGAUGCAGUCUCCAAGCACUGCUAGCAUUGAUAUGCUUCAGCUUAGAACAGCUGAGAUUCUAGUCUCAAUGUCUGAGGGACUUGUGUUCGAUUCACCGCCCCAGGGUAACCCGUGUCCUCCUCCGCUUAAUCUCUCCAAAGGAGCUACCAACUUCCAACCGGCAAAUGAUGUCAGUGGUCUCGACAAUGAUGGUGAACUUCAUCGAAGAUUAAAAUUCAAACUCCAUCGAACCAAACCUCAUGAAACUGCAGCCAGUAACCUGAAGCACAAAGGAGCUGGCACUGAACCGGGCUCCCGUUUAGCUGAAAUCCUUCGUGAGCAGAACUGUGAAGGAAGAAUUCCUGUACGUCGGGCCUCAGCGGAUCUUAUUGAUUCAAGCGUCUUCUUAAGAUUGAUGGCCCACCGUCAACAAAUUCAACAUCAUGUUCAGGAAAAUCCAAAUCCCUUCAGUGUUGUCUCACCUCAGCCCUCAUCCUCAGAUGAUAGUGUUUCUCCCAGUUCAACUCCUUCAUCAUCCCAUUAUACCGGCCCAGAAGUAGAAGAAUCCUCUUAUUCAAUGACCAAAAACCAUAGCUGUCCCUUUGAUCUCCAUGCGCUUUCCCUCAAUCCCACACCAGGCUUCGUAGAAAGACGAGCGUCAGACCCCUGUCCUACUUCAUAUGCUGCUCUUCAGAAACAACAAGCUGCAGCACAGAAUCCUUCCAGUGCACCUACAGGCAGAGUAAAGACGCAUCAUUGCACUUUUGCUGGCUGUGAUAAAGCCUACUUCAAGAGUUCUCAUCUGAAGGCCCAUGUUCGAACCCAUACAGGUGAAAAACCCUAUGCCUGUGAUUGGGAGGGUUGUGGUAGGCAAUUCGCUCGAUCAGAUGAACUAUCGAGGCAUAAACGAGCUCAUACUGGCGAACGAAAGUUUGUUUGCACUUUCUGCCCCCGACGAUUCAGUCGAAGUGACCAUCUUAACAAGCACCUGAAGCGACAUCAAUUGGAAGGUGCGGCGGUAGCUCCUAAUGGAAUAAUGAAUCCACUGCGCCGAGGGUCGAUAGAUUUACCAGUCUCCAUGAUCGCUAAUGAUCCCCUAACACAGGUCUUGUUCAAGCCCUGGUCAACCGAAUAUCCUUUACCGAAGUGA
This is a messenger RNA of Rodentolepis nana, 1158 nucleotides long. Lineage: Eukaryota; Metazoa; Platyhelminthes; Cestoda; Cyclophyllidea; Hymenolepididae. The record is from the annotation of a GenBank genome assembly.